AUGCUCAGGGUUUCGAGCAAGUCCAAAAAGGAGGGCGGUGAGGAGGGCGGUGGCGGCGACGGCGGCGACGGCGAUGGCAGCACUGUUGGCAAGGAGUGCCUGGACAAGGAUGGUCAAAAAGGGCUUUGCACUGUCCUUGGCCUAUGCAAGAUUGAAAACUCUAGUGAGCCUGGAGAGUUGAACGCCAACUGUGUCCUCGGUUGA
Molecule: messenger RNA, 204 nt
Organism: Pyricularia pennisetigena
Lineage: Eukaryota; Fungi; Ascomycota; Sordariomycetes; Magnaporthales; Pyriculariaceae
Exons: 2
Coding region: 1-204 (67 amino acids)
Source: RefSeq, a predicted model, not a curated record